Messenger RNA from Neoarius graeffei (lesser salmon catfish), 671 nucleotides. RefSeq names its product coiled-coil-helix-coiled-coil-helix domain containing 10 (gene chchd10). Gene Ontology annotation, cellular component: mitochondrion; nucleus. The record is from RefSeq and is a predicted model, not a curated record. Lineage: Eukaryota; Metazoa; Chordata; Actinopteri; Siluriformes; Ariidae. Bases 137 to 547 code for a protein of 136 amino acids. Gene Ontology annotation, biological process: mitochondrion organization. The transcript has 4 exons.
GGAUGUGCGCAUGCGCGUCUAUGCAGCCCACACAAGGUCAUUUUGCGCGUGCACCGGCUGCCAGGAGUUCAUUCGUGCAGUACUCAGGGACGCGACUGGAGUUUAUUAACACUAUUUACACAAAGGCAUUCUAAACAUGGCGAGAGGAAGUCGCAGUCGUGCUUCAGCAUCAGCAAGUGUUCCAGCUCCAGUGACCCCUCCUCCAUCAGCGGUGGCCCCAGCUCCUGUCCAGCCUAAACAGCCAGGACUCAUGGCUCAGAUGGCCACGACGGCUGCAGGUGUGGCCGUGGGCUCGGCCGUGGGUCACGUGGUGGGUGGUGCCCUUACUGGAGCCUUCAGUGGAGGCAGCUCUUCUGAAACACCAAGCCCAGCUCCUGCACAUCAGGAGCCUGCACGAGCUGCUCCCCCUCAGGCCGGCCCAUGUCUUUUCGAAGUAAGGCAAUUUCUCGACUGUGCUACCACUCAGACAGACCUCAGCUUGUGCGAAGGCUUCAACGAAGCUCUCAAACAGUGCAAAUUUUCACACGGUGUUUCAUCUCUGGUAUGAAGACACUAAACACUACUCUGCACUCAGUAUAAAUCAUCUAGAGCCCUCCAGUACCUGACCUGUAUUUACUUUAUUUCUGUUCUAGUUUUUAACUUGUAAGAUAAAAUAAAGAGCUGCUAUUUCC